AAAUAAGAAUGAUAAGGAUUAAACUAAAAAAAAAAAAAAGUUUAUGAAGCAAGUGCAACGACUGGUCGUUUAAGUACUCAGCUUGUUGGGUUAAACCCCGUUUUGUGUUAUUGUAGAAUCUGCUGUUUACUUCCUUCACCAUUUCUGAAUCAAACAUGGCGGCUUUCUUAAGGAGAGUUGCAACUUCCACUCCGAUCGCAUUCGCUUCCCAAUCCAAAUCCUCCCGUACCAAUUUCCACCUUCCCUUUACCGCUAUUGCCGCCAUUUCCGGUGGAUUCUCUUACCUUUACUACUCUUCCUCUCCCAAUCUGGUUCACUCCGAACAAAUUGGAGAAGAGGAAAUUAAAACUAAAAAUAUCGCACUUGUUCCUGAUAAAUGGGUUGAAUUUAAGCUGCAAGAUACUGCCAGGGUCAGUCAAAAUACCCACUUAUACAGGUUUUCGUUUGAUCCCACUAAGAACUUGGGUUUGGAUGUUGCUUCAUGCAUUCUUACCAGGGCUCCAUUGGGACAAGAUGCUGAAGAAAAACCAAAAUAUGUCAUACGUCCGUAUACUCCUAUAUCAGAUCCAGAAUCCAAGGGAUAUUUUGAUUUGUUAAUCAAGGUGUAUCCUGAAGGAAAAAUGAGCCAGCAUUUUGCAAGCUUAAAACCAGGUGAUGUGGUUGAAGUGAAAGGGCCCAUUGAGAAGUUCAAAUAUACUCCUAAUAUGAAGAAGAAUAUCGGCAUGAUUGCCGGCGGCACAGGAAUUACUCCUAUGCUUCAGGUAAUUGAAGCUGUAUUGAAGAAUUCUGAUGACAAAACUCAGAUAUCAUUGCUUUAUGCUAAUAUCUCCCCAGACGACAUACUGCUUAAACAGAAGCUUGACAUUCUAGAAUCAAGCCACCCAAACCUAAAGAUAUUCUACACUGUAGAUAAUCCAACAAAAAAUUGGAAAGGAGGUGCAGGUUACAUAUCAAAGGAUAUGGUUGUGAAAGGCUUACCUGCUCCUAGUGAUGAUACCCUUAUACUUGUGUGUGGUCCUCCUGGGAUGAUGAAACAUGUAUCUGGUGAAAAGGCCAAGGACUGGACACAAGGAGAGGUAUCUGGGUUACUCAAAGAGGCUGGGUACACUGAACAAAUGGUUUACAAAUUUUGAGAAAUUUUGGCUUCUAGCAUGUGAAGAGGGCAUGCCAAGCACUAAUUGAUUGCUGCAGAAUUCGUGUAUUGUAAUGGUUUUCGGAAGACAAACAGUUAGCUGCAGAUGAAAAUUCUAACAUGAAAUAAAUCUAGAAUGGCAGAGGAUAGAGAAUUAUUUUGUUUGUAUAAGUGCCUCAUGAAUUUUUAAAAUUUUGUGGCGUGAUUGUCAAUAAAGGGAUUUUGUUUCCCAAAGUUUAGGGUCUGAUUA
Messenger RNA from Cicer arietinum (chickpea), 1382 nucleotides. RefSeq names its product NADH-cytochrome b5 reductase-like protein. Gene Ontology annotation, molecular function: cytochrome-b5 reductase activity, acting on NAD(P)H. The record is from RefSeq and is a predicted model, not a curated record. Lineage: Eukaryota; Viridiplantae; Streptophyta; Magnoliopsida; Fabales; Fabaceae.